AUGUGUAUAGUGGUCAUCCAACUACAUGUACUCUGCCGCUCGGCAUUGACAUCUUUUGCAAACGCUUCGGAGGUCCGCGAUGAGCAUGGUGGCUAUAUGAGUGGCAGGGAGGAAGCUGUCAUUUGGCGGAAGCCGACCACAUGUACUCUACCGCCCGGCAUUGACAUCUUCUGCAAACGCUCCGGAGGUGACCGCUGGGUAUGCCCGGCGCUGAGAGGUGAAAGGAGAAGGCCUUCCGCUUCCGAUGUUUCACGAUCGACUUGUCCGUGUCCUGCCAUAGUGGCCCAAAUCAAGAAUGCACGUCCACUAUCCAAACGCAGCUCCUCUCUCCCGCGAUCUGGUCCGAUUGUGUCGCACAUUCGGCAUAGUGUUCCCAGCGACGCCAGCAACAUCUUCGGCGAUUUGUGCGGUCUCGAUUGCGCGCGGUAUGCUGCAGAUGCAACAGCUCAAGGCCGAUCGGGUCACGAUUGGUUGCCAGUCACCGCUCCCGCUUCGAAGGCGGCGCUGCGCAUACAGUGUCCGCGAUCAGCGUUUGCACCGGAUGCGCUUCUGAAGCAGAGCGGUGGGAGGGUAAGGCGGGCGGGGAGGCAUGGAGAGGCUGCAGGUCUUGUCAUGAGCUGCGAGCUGGAUGCCCCAAUGAGCCCAAGCUACGGACUUGUCCCCGACUCCGAGCCUUGUGCGGCAGGGCAUGGUUGGUCGAUCAAGGCUUUCCAAGCAAUCACCACAUCUUAUGCACACUCUGAAGUCGUCAUGCCAGCCCACGACUUCCAACGACUCGGCGAUCUGGCAGACCACUAUGAAAAAGCUAUGAACUUCAUCUCGGCCUGGGUUGAUCAUGCUAUGGAGCAAUGUAUGCUACAAGUUAUGCUUCACAAACGGCGUGAUGCGGGCGUGAUAGAUGAACUUGAUGGCUGUUUGUUCUACAUCAGAAAUGGCCAUCUGCGUGGGCUGCUCUGGAGGAGUUUUCUUUCGCCAGAUGACUCUUACACUUCUGCCGUUGCUCCACAAGUCUUCGAGAAUUUCUGUUUCCUUGGAGAUUCCACUUCCGCUUACGCUUUUCCGUGUCGCCAUGCAACUGCCACACUAUCAUUGACUGAACCCCUCUGCCAAACGGUCCAAGUGCUUGUCAAAUGGGGUGUUGCGUUGGAUCGUCAUGAUUCGAUGGCCCAAAGGCAGAAGAGUAGUCGUGCGAUGGAAGGCAGGCUUGUACGAGCGUCUACGCUGCUGAGGUCCCUAACGACUGUCGCUUGGUUCCAGGAAGCUCAGUCGCACCAGAAAGACUCAACUCAGACAUAUGUCCAUGGUCUGAGGACGCACACGUCGCAUCAAGCAGCCAAUGUCAAGAAACUGCCCCAGCAGCUUGAGCAACCACCUCUCUGGCAACAGGUCGUCGUGGUGAGCCCGGGAUGGCUUUGCGAAAUUCUCGGGAUAUAUGCUCACAAGAGAGAAUUGAAACAUCCUUCAGCAGGUGGUCGUGGUGAGCCCGCGAUGGUUUUGCGAAAUGUCCAAGAUACAUUCUCACUAGUGCGAAUUGACGUGCCAUCCAGCAGGUGGUCAUACAUUCUCACCACAGGUGGUCGUGGUGAGCCCGCGAUGGUUUUGCGAAAUGUCCAAGAUACAUUCUCACUAGUGGUCGUGGUGAGCCCGCGAUGGCUUUGCGAGAUUCCCAAGAUACUCUGUGAUCUCAUACGCUUUCGUGCUUCUUUGCUCCGGUCUGGUAGUGUAUGA
This is a messenger RNA of Pseudocercospora fijiensis CIRAD86, 1728 nucleotides long. RefSeq lists its product as uncharacterized. NCBI's taxonomy places the organism in Eukaryota, Fungi, Ascomycota, Dothideomycetes, Mycosphaerellales, Mycosphaerellaceae. Bases 1 to 1728 code for a protein of 575 amino acids. The record is from RefSeq and is a predicted model, not a curated record. The transcript has 18 exons.